UCCAUAGCUCAAAAUCAACAGCACAGUUCAGCUCUAGACGACUUAUCGUUUCGAGAGCCAACAUGACCUCUGCUUUGGAUAUCAGCCCCAACAUCAGUGAUGUCCUCGGCGACGUUACCAUUUUCACUGCUGCUGGAGACGCCGUCCAGUUCAAGGACCUCUGGGACCAGAACGAGGGGGUGGCUGUUGUUGCACUAUUGAGGCACUUUGGAUGCCCUUGCAGUUGGGAACUUGCUUCAACUCUAAAAGAAUCCAAAGCAAAAUUUGACUCAGCUGGAGUGAAACUAAUUGCUGUUGGUGUUGGUACCCCUGAUAGAGCUCGUGUCCUUGCAAAACGGUUACCUUUUCCCAUGGACUCCCUUUAUGCUGAUCCUGAUCGUAAGGCGUAUGAUACUUUGGGUUUAUACUAUGGAUGGGGUCGAACAUUCUUCAAUCCAGCCAUUAUCGCAAAGAUGUUGUCAAGAUUUGGUGCUCUGCGGAAAGCUGUAGAAAACUAUACGAUUAGAGCCACUCCAGAUGAUAGAAGUGGUGUGUUGCAACAGGGAGGGAUGUUUGUCUUCAAAGGGAAGCAGUUAUUGUAUGCUCGGAAAGACAAAGCGACAAGUGAUCAUGCCCCAUUAGAUGAUAUCUUGAAUGUUUGCUGCAACGUUCCAGUCUCUUGAAACUGUACCAUCUAUAGAUUUUUCAGUUAUUGGUAUUCAAGCUUCAAUUUACAUGUCAUGUAUCAGUAAUAAGAAAAAUCAUAUAUUCAUCUAUGAAAUAGUUAAAACUUUACGGUAUGUAUGUUUACCAACUACUUUCCUAAAGUUUCUUACCCUUUUCUGUUUGGAUUCCUAAUAUUGCUCUUGU
Fragaria vesca subsp. vesca is the source of this 849-nucleotide messenger RNA. Its product is annotated as thioredoxin-like protein AAED1, chloroplastic-like. Lineage: Eukaryota; Viridiplantae; Streptophyta; Magnoliopsida; Rosales; Rosaceae. Gene Ontology annotation, molecular function: antioxidant activity. The transcript is spliced from 7 exons. The record is from RefSeq and is a predicted model, not a curated record. The coding region runs from base 63 to 662 and encodes 199 amino acids.